Molecule: messenger RNA, 279 nt
Organism: Epithele typhae
Lineage: Eukaryota; Fungi; Basidiomycota; Agaricomycetes; Polyporales; Epitheliaceae
Exons: 3
Coding region: 1-279 (92 amino acids)
Biological process (GO): cell redox homeostasis; hydrogen peroxide catabolic process; cellular response to stress
Cellular component (GO): cytosol
Molecular function (GO): thioredoxin peroxidase activity
Source: RefSeq, a predicted model, not a curated record
AUGUAUCAAGACGUGGACGAGGGCAUGAUCGCCCUCCACGGGUCCUUUCUCAUCGACUCUAUGAAGGUAUCCUUAGCAAUCACGAUCAAUAACCUCCCCAUCAACCGCUCGGUCGAGGAGACGAUCCGGCUCGUGAAGGCGUUCCAGUUCACCCAGUGGAUGCGUCUCUCUUCCUCCGCGUUCCCUGUCGCCGCUCCCGCUGACCUCUCCUUCAGCCUCACACCCCCUUCCCCUCCCCCGUUUGCGACGCAGCCGCAGGAAGAGCAUGGUGAGGAGUGA